Messenger RNA from Thlaspi arvense, 660 nucleotides. NCBI's taxonomy places the organism in Eukaryota, Viridiplantae, Streptophyta, Magnoliopsida, Brassicales, Brassicaceae. The record is from the annotation of a GenBank genome assembly.
AAUUUGGAUGAGAGAGUCAGUGAUAGAGUGCUAUAUGAUAUCCUCAUUCAGGCCGGACGAGUGGUGGACUUGUAUAUUCCUCGUGAUAAAGAAACCGAUCGACCAAAAGGUUAUGCCUUUGCAGAAUAUGAGACUGAAGAGAUUGCAGGCUAUGCAGUCAGGCUUUUCUCUGGACUUGUGACUCUCUACAAUCGGACACUCAAAUUCGCGAUAUCUGGGCAAGACAAACCAACGCAAAACUUGUCCACUGCAACUGUGUCCACAAUGAAUUCUUCUUCCAGAGGAGGGCUGCCACCUGUUCCAUUCAACAAUACAGAAGUUUCUCAACAUGCAGCCAGGUUAUCCACCUCCUGUAGGUUUUCAGCGGAACAAAUUAGUUAUGGACAAGUUCCUCCUGGUGUAGUACACCAACCUAAUGGAUAUAAAUCCCAAUUUGAUGGCAACAGUAGGAUUACGGUUGGAAGACAUUUUGGGGCAACAGAGGAUGAUUUUAGCCGAUCUAGUGUAGCUCAUGAUGGCUGGAGCAUGCUGAGAGGCAUUGCUUCUUGGUAUAAGCACUUUGAAGCACACAAGGCACUUAAGCUUCAGCACCUAUGUGGUAGUUAUGGGGUUCUUUGCAGAUGGCUGGAGCAUGCUGAGAGGCAUUGCUUCUUGGUAUAA